AUGGCGGCAAUAAUAACUACUAUUCCCUUUUGCCUCAUAAAGAGAUUAAGCGGGCUAGAGCUCAACAAGAAUCUUAUUGCACCUCAUUUUGCUUCUGUAUACACCGACUCGGAUGGAAUCCAAGUAUCUGAAACUCAUCCCAAUUGCUUCUAUCAUGGAAAAGUCAAUAGACAUCCAAAGUGGCAAGCUGUCAUCAGUACAUGUCAUGGAUUAAGAGGCUGGUUUGGUGAUCUGAAUAAUGAGAACUCUUUGUAUCAUCUGGAGCCACUCACUGAAGAUCACUUACGUGUCAGUCCAGAGAAGGAUACCCUGGCCAAUACCCAUGUACUUUAUAAAGACACAGAGAACAAGAAAAAACUUCAAAAUUCUGUCUGUGGUACUCCUCAUGGAAAUGUCUCAUCAGAUAGAUUCAAGCUUCCUUCAGAAGGAGGCAGCUCUCUGCAUAGGGUGAGGAGAAAGUCAGCUACUGACAUUGUUGAGUUAUUGAUUGUCAACGAUAACCAUCAGUACAUUGCUUAUGGAAGGAACAUCAGUGCAGUUGUAUUGAGGGCAUUAGAAAUAUAUAGUCAUGUUGACAUGAUGUUUCAGUCUAUUAAUGUUUGUAUUGUGAUUGUUUAUUCGUUGACAUGGACAAUACGACAAGAGAUAUCAUUCAGUUCAGUACCAGACACUCUACUGAGACUGUUCCGUCAAUACCACACUAGCACCACUGCAUUCAGAUCCAUCACUCAUGAUAACACCCAAUUGAUUACUGGUAUUAAUCUGGAUGGUUUUACAGUAGGUAUAGCUUAUGUUGGUACAAUGUGCAAUUUUGAUUCAUCUGUUAGCUUAACUCAAGAUACAAGAGGUAGUGUUGCAUCAGUUGCUACCAUUGCUGCACAUGAAUUGGGACAUAAUUUUGGUAUGAGCCAUGAUGACGACUCAAGUUGUAAUUGUCCUGAUUCCAAUAGUGGUUGCAUUAUGAAUGCUGUUUCAGGAUGGCCUCCAGCCACCAAUUGGUCCCAGUGCAGUAUUAAUGAAUUAAAUGCUGGUUUCUAUCGAUCUGGCAAUUCUGAUCUUAACCGUUGCUUAGGAAACAGUCCAACAACUAUUGUUGGUACUGCUAGGUGCGGCAAUGGAAUAAGAGAACCAGGAGAGACUUGUGACUGCGGAAGUUUAGCUGAUUGCGAUGAUCCAUGCUGUAAUGCCACUACAUGUGAACUAGUCAGUACUGCCCAAUGCGGAUCUGGAGUUUGCUGUGAAAACUGUAGAUUCAAGUUGUAUGGUACUACAUGUCGUAAUUCAUCUGGUAUGUGCGACAUAUUAGAAUAUUGUACUGGUCAAGAUGCUGAUUGCCCAACAGAUUUAACACUACAGAAUGGACUAUCAUGUGCUAAUAAUACUGCUUAUUGUUACGAUGGUACGUGUGGCUCUACACGGGAUCAUCAGUGCAAUCGUUAUUUUGGAAAUGAAUCAGUUCCUGCUAAUGAUGUAUGCUACACGCAGUUCAAUACUCGUGGUAUUCCCUGGGGUCACUGUGGAGCUGAUGGUACCAAUUACAUUCCUUGCACUACUGAGAAUGCAUUCUGUGGUUCACUCCAGUGCAAUGGUGGCAGAAUAAUAUUUAAUAAUGUUAAGUCAAGGAGUGCUUUGACAGCUUAUACUAGAUUUGCUAGUGAUCAAGAGUGUAGGAGUGUCACUACACGUGCUGAUGCUGAUGAAGUCAGUCCUGGUUUUGUGGUUGAUGGGACUAGCUGUGGAACUGACAGGAUGUGUGUUAGUCAGAGCUGUGUAUCAGUUUCAUCACUGGAUGGAGUCAUCCCCUGUCCUAUUGGAAGUAAUGAACAGACAUGCUCUGGAAAUGGCGUGUGCAAUAAUUUAAACCAGUGCUCCUGUAAUGUUGGUUACGCUGGUAGUGAUUGCAGUCAGAUACCUGAAAGAACAACACCAACACCAGAACCUACUUCAGAGUUUCUUCCAUUCCUUUAUCCAUCAAGUUAUAAUGUGUAUACUAAUGUUGAUGAUGGUUCUGCUAGUGUUAUGCUACCAGCUACACUUGAGUUUGGAGGCUUUCACUAUAACAGAGCUUAUAUUAGCAGCAAUGGAUAAUCAGCU
Amphimedon queenslandica is the source of this 2094-nucleotide messenger RNA. RefSeq names its product zinc metalloproteinase-disintegrin-like batroxstatin-3. The transcript has 25 exons. The coding region runs from base 1 to 2088 and encodes 695 amino acids. Gene Ontology annotation, molecular function: metalloendopeptidase activity. Gene Ontology annotation, biological process: proteolysis. Lineage: Eukaryota; Metazoa; Porifera; Demospongiae; Haplosclerida; Niphatidae. The record is from RefSeq and is a predicted model, not a curated record.